AUGGACACCGAGUUGGCAGGUACAUGGCUGCUUCAAAUCGAGCAAUAUAUAAGACCUUUACCAACUGUUUGGAGACAUCUCAAACUUAAUGGCAAAACCGUCGUGCUUCAAACUCAUGAGGUCCCUAUGACCGCGGAAAAUUUUAGAGCUCUCUGUACUGGUGAAAAAGGUGUCGGAAAACAAAGCAAUAUGCCUCUUCAUUAUCGUGGUUCUAUUUUUCAUAGGGUAAUCAAAGGGUUUAUGAUACAAGGAGGAGUUCGUAAGAACUCAAAAAUUUUAGAUUUUACGAGAAGGAAUGGUACCGGUGGUGAAAGUAUUUACGGAGGAUCCUUUGCUGAUGAAAACAUGCGUCGUAAACACGAUCAAGAAGGUCUCCUGUCUAUGGCAAAUAAAGGUCCAAAUACUAACAAUUCACAAUUCCUUAUCACUUUAAGGCCUACACCUCAUUUGGACGGUAAACAUGUUGUCUUUGGAAGAGUCGUUACUGGGUUUGAGGUCGUCCAGGCAAUUGAAAGUACACCAGUAGAUGAUGAUGAUCGUCCGAUUGGAAUUGCUAUGAUAGCGCAGUGUGGUGAAUUGGAAUUGAGAAUUCCUCCGAACGUGAAAAUUAAAGAUAAAACCAAGCAAAAAUAUAUAGAGAAAAAGGAAUCAUCAGGAUCCUCAUCAGAAUCUGGCUUUGGAUCGCAGAAAAAGAAGCGUAAAAAGUCUUCAAAGAGGCCCAGAUCAGAAUCUUCUGAUUCGUUAAGCGAAUCUAGUAGUGAAUCUGAAGAGGAACUAUUUCUAAGUCUCGUUCAAGAUCGCCUGCAGUACGCCGAAAGUCACGUUCUCGGACCAGUUCUCCGGAUGCGCGGCGUGGCUUCACGUUCUCGUAGUAGGAGUCCAUUACCAAGGCGUUUAACUAUGGAUAGUUAUAGGCCCGCUGAUACAUAUAUUCCAUCCCGCCGUCGAGAAAGACGUGAUCGAGAACGAAGCCGAGAACCAGUUCGUGGACGAAGUCGUGAUAGAAUUCGAGAUAAAAGUGAAAACCGCCAUCUAUCUCAAAAUCGAGACAAAAGCCGUGAUCGUGAAGACAGUCAUGAUAAAAGUCCAGUUGGAGAUCAAAACCGAAGCCCAAUUCGGGAUAGUAAUUGGGAUCGUAGCAAGAGCAGAGAUCGUGAUAUAGACAAAAAUAUUUCCUUGGAACAGAAGACUAAAUCUGAUGGAUCACCCGAACGAGUAAAUCAAGCCAAUAAACCGCGUGAGCGUUCCACGGUUUUUGAACGGGUGAAAGAAGUUGAACGAGUGAAAGAAGCUGAUCGCGCAAAUGACGAUGAGCAUGAUUCAGAAAGAAAUCGUGAGCGAGAUCGUUCUAGGUCUAAGUCUCCAUCACCACCAGUCAAAUAUAAAGGCAGAGGAAGAUUG
Messenger RNA from Dentiscutata erythropus, 1401 nucleotides. The record is from the annotation of a GenBank genome assembly. Lineage: Eukaryota; Fungi; Glomeromycota; Glomeromycetes; Diversisporales; Gigasporaceae.